AUGGUCCAGCUGUUUCUCGUUAACCCCAAACUCGAGCUCUUGGACUGCAACUCAUGUCCGUCGCAGGAUGCCUUGCAGUGCUCCGAGCAGGCGCAUCAGACAGCACUGGAAAGGUACCAAAAGGUGGCAGACUUGGAAAGAGCAAAUUCGUCCGCCCCUAGAAAGGCUACCCAUACCGAGGUGGAGUACUUUAAGACGAUAGCUGAUUACACUGCCGCUGAGUACUACUACCUGAAGUGCUACAGAGAGAUCAACGCGAUCGCCGAGAAGCAUUUCAGCAAACCUGAACUCACCAUCGAGGACGAGAACAAAGGAAUGGCCUUGCUUAAUGAACAGCUUGAAAAAUUCAAGCAAUAUGAAAAGGACUUGAAGAAGCUCAAGAUGAACAAAGAACGUCUUUCGCGGAGAUUGAAGCUCUCGCAGUAA
Molecule: messenger RNA, 426 nt
Organism: Kuraishia capsulata CBS 1993
Lineage: Eukaryota; Fungi; Ascomycota; Pichiomycetes; Pichiales; Pichiaceae
Exons: 1
Coding region: 1-426 (141 amino acids)
Source: RefSeq, a predicted model, not a curated record